CACGUCAAAAUUAUUUUUCUGCCCCAGCGAUGAGAUACGAUACGAUGUUUUGAAAAUGUAUUUGCUAACAGUUGAGCGGUUUUGGUGGGCCUAGAAUCUAUUCUUCAGAUACUUUAUGAAAUUUACAGUGUGCAGGGUUUCAGAAGUGAGAUCAAAAUGAAGGCUUUACUCGCAACUGUGUCGAGUCUCGUGCUCACGACCGUGGUCAUCGGCAAUGCCUACUACCAGAAGAAACAGUUUUACCCAUCGAUAGUGUACCUAACUAAUUCUAAUCCUAGUAUGGCUGUAAUGUACUUGCAAGCCUUUAUAUUAGUGUUAUUGGUGGGAAAACUAUUAAGGAAAAUAUUCUUCGGGCAACUACGCCCCGCAGAGUUCGAGCACCUGAUUGAGCGGUCGUGGUAUGCAAUAACGGAAACAUGUUUAGCGUUCACUGUGUUUAGAGAUGACUUCAAUCCCAAGUUCAUUGCGUUGUUUACACUCCUUCUCUUCUUGAAAGCAUUCCACUGGCUGGCCGAAGACAGGGUUGACUAUAUGGAGCGUAGCCCCGUAAUCGGCUGGGUGUUCCACGUGAGGAUCCUCACCCUGCUGAUGCUGCUCGCACAAGCCGAUCUGUACUUCAUCAACCAUGCAUACCAGGUCACCAUCUCCAAGGGGCCCUCUGUGCAGCUGGUGUUCGGCUUUGAAUACAGCAUACUCAUUAUUAUGAUUGCCAAUAUUCUGAUUAAGUACUGCCUCCACGCGAUCGACUCGCGCUGGGAGGCGCCCUGGGAGAACAAGGCAGCCGUGCUGCUCUACACCGACCUGGCGAUCAACUUCCUCAAGGUGCUGCUGUACAUCGGCUUCGUGGCCAUCAUGGUCCGCAUCUACACUCUACCUCUCUUCGCAUUCCGCCCCAUGUAUGAGACGAUGAGGAGUUUCAAGAAGGCUUACAACGACGUGGUCCUGUCUCGGCGCGCCAUCCGCAACAUGAACACCCUGUACCCGGACGCGACGGCAGAGGAGCUCGCCGCCGCCGACAACGAGUGCAUCAUCUGUCGAGAGGAGAUGCAUACUGGCGCAAAGAAGCUCCCCUGCAACCACAUAUUCCACGCGGCGUGCCUCCGGCUGUGGUUCCAGCGGCAGCAGACGUGCCCCACGUGCCGCCUCAACGUACUGCGCGCGCCCGCGCCGGAGCCGGCCGCCGCCGCGCCGCCGCCGCCGCACGACGCCACGCCGCCGCCGCAACCCAACAUGCCGCCGCCAAUGAUGGGCAUGGGCCCAAUGCCCAUGGGCAUGGGUAUCCCGGGUAUCCCGGGUAUGCCCGGCAUGCCGGGCAUGCCGAUGGGCAUGGGCUGGGCCGCGCCGCCGCCGCCGCCGCGGUCGGCCGCGCUAGCUAAUCUCACCGAGGACGAACUUAGAAGAUUGGAAGGCACCGAGAGGAGAAACGUUGAGGCGAGGCUUUUGCUGCUCCGUGAGAUCCAGGCGAUGUUGGACGCGUCGGUGCUCCUGAUGCAGCAGUACUCCGCGGUCGCCAACCCGCAGAACAGUGCUAACGUAGCCACGCAAACUGACCUAUCCGGCGAGCCCGCGGAGGGUCCGAAGUCCGCUCCCACGCCAAAGACCGAGCCCGACGUGGUGCCCAGCACCUCCAGCUCCGGCCCGCGGCCGCCCUCGCCCACUCCUUCGUCUAGCAAAGCGUCCCCAGCGCCGACACUGCGACCUGCCGCUUUAGAUACUGACAGAGAGAAGACUGACGCCGACGCCGAGGAGCUGAGAAGACGUAGACUGCAAAAAUUCACUUUGGAUAAAUGAGCUUUUAUAGAACUUUUUGUUCCAAUUUCUUAAAACUACUAUUUAUGUAAAAAGUGUUUCGGUAAACGUAAGCAUUGUGUAUUCUAAUCAUAAAUAAAUGUAUUUAUGUUCCUGUAAAUAUAAAGAGAUAUGCACAUGAAUACAAUA
Cydia fagiglandana is the source of this 1938-nucleotide messenger RNA. RefSeq names its product E3 ubiquitin-protein ligase synoviolin (gene sip3). NCBI's taxonomy places the organism in Eukaryota, Metazoa, Arthropoda, Insecta, Lepidoptera, Tortricidae. The record is from RefSeq and is a predicted model, not a curated record. The transcript is spliced from 12 exons. Bases 157 to 1791 code for a protein of 544 amino acids.